AUGUGUGAUGGGACAUUACUACCAACUGCUCAAAAUGACAGCUCGAUCGACGCACAACGGGCUUUGCGGUCUCGUGCAAUCGAUCGCUCGAAGAGGGCAGUUUUCGCGUCGAAGGACGCAUUGCACUAUCGCUAUGAGGGCCAGAAAUUCUCCGAUGUAAACUUCCUAACAUUGAUCGAUCUUUUUGUUGCGCUUUCGGGUCCGCAGCUCUCGAUAGUAGCCAAGAUCCCCGAAGUUAUUCAACCACGCAGCAGCCCCAGGGCUAUUUUCGAGGAUGGCUGGCUGCGUCUGUAUCGAGAUGGCUGGAACGCAGACCCUGUCUUGGCUGCCCUGGUUUUGAUUGGUUUGCCGACCCAACUCAUAUUUGAUUACACCAUUAUUCCAACGAAAGUAGAAGCAGCUCACUGGGUAUUGAAGUCGGCGCUCGACGCACUAGAACUACCGCCCUUGGAAGUCAUCAAGGCAUGCGGCGAACAUGUCACUUGGGUGAAGGAAGCCUUGUGCAAGCCUCAUUCAGCCGCGACCCAGCCCUCCCCCACGACUCGAUCUUCGCAUAACACCCACAGAGACCAACGCUGCCCGGAGAAGAGACCAUUGAGCGGAAUGGACAGCCAAGGUGAUGUCGAGAAUCCAGAAACGCCAACCCCGGUUCAAAAAAGACACCAUGCCUCGGUCACGUGUGGUGGGUUCGUCGACGGUCAUGCUCGCAGGAAUAUGGUCAUACAGGCAAAUCCAUCAGACUCUGGGACAGGCUGUGGCAUCACCAGCACCUCACAAUCGUUACCCAGCAGCAUCUUUGCUUCAAACCUAGAUACGCUGUUCACAUCCAGAACUUUGGAACCCAAUAUCAACCCGGCAGUGCUCCAGCCAAUCGAGAUUGAAGCUAGUGAUCGGAUAACGGACAUACUGCCUCCGCACGAACCAGGCCAAGAAGGGGACAUUCCCUUAGCGAACCAGGCCAAUGCUAAUGAAAAGCAACCGCCGCGGCCGACUCAUGGCGACUCGGAGAUAAAAACGAAAUCGAUUGUUGCGCCCUCUGGGACCACAAGCAUAACAUCCUUGGUGACGUGGACAGAAGUCCCUGGUGCUAGUGGCGCUUCCUCCAUACUUGAUGUAUCACGGACUUUUGAAUCCUCGUCUCCCGAGCUCUGA
This is a messenger RNA of Emericellopsis atlantica, 1152 nucleotides long. RefSeq lists its product as uncharacterized. The transcript has 3 exons. Bases 1 to 1152 code for a protein of 383 amino acids. Lineage: Eukaryota; Fungi; Ascomycota; Sordariomycetes; Hypocreales; Bionectriaceae. The record is from RefSeq and is a predicted model, not a curated record.